Molecule: messenger RNA, 435 nt
Organism: Gilbertella persicaria
Lineage: Eukaryota; Fungi; Mucoromycota; Mucoromycetes; Mucorales; Choanephoraceae
Exons: 2
Coding region: 81-263 (60 amino acids)
Source: RefSeq, a predicted model, not a curated record
ACAGAAUCAUGUCUAUUUCUUUUGAGAAAUAAGUGUUUCUUAUUAAUACCUCUUUGAAUACAUGCUUUGUGUUUGUUCUUAUGAAUUUCCAUAUGACAACUUACAGUAAUUUUAGCAAAAACUGGUUAAAUAAGUGCGUUUUCUUUCGUAUGUGUAUCAUUUUCGUUUUCAACACAUGUGUAUAUAUAAUUGUCGAUGCUAUAGGCAUACACAUAAAAUUGAAAUCUUCAAAUAAUAGCGUAAAGACAAUAUAUUCUGUUUAAAGAUAAAACGAGAUGCAAACCAAGUCUAGCUUGCUUUAUAGCUUUGUUGAAGGACAUUGACAUAUUCAUUGUGUAUCACUUUACGUAUACAAUUAAAACCGCGUCAAUUAUUGCCUAUAUCUAUACGCACACCCGUGUUAUUUCCAAAAUGUUGAAACAAAUACUUUUGCAG